Aegilops tauschii subsp. strangulata is the source of this 950-nucleotide messenger RNA. Its product is annotated as ras-related protein RHN1. NCBI's taxonomy places the organism in Eukaryota, Viridiplantae, Streptophyta, Magnoliopsida, Poales, Poaceae. The record is from RefSeq and is a predicted model, not a curated record. Gene Ontology annotation, molecular function: GTPase activity; GTP binding.
CAAGCCUACAACCACCGGUCUCCGCCGUAAGCACGCACGGCAACAUUGCGUGCAAAACCACAUGCUUCUUCCCGCUCACCGCCGUCAACACGUGAACAACCCGAACCGCCGCCAUAGUCGCCACCUCGACCCCGGCCGGCAAGAUCGAUGAUGGCUCCGACUCCGAGCAGCGUCAUCCAGGCCAAGCUGGUGCUCCUGGGGGACCUGGGCGCCGGGAAGACCAGCAUCGUGGUCCGGUUCGCCAAGGGGCUCUACUACGAGUGCCAGGAGUCCACCAUCGGGGCGGCCUUCUUCUCGCAGGCGCUGCCCGUGAGCGGCGCCGGGGGAGGUGAGGACGCCACCGUCAGGUUCGACAUCUGGGACACCGCCGGGCAGGAGCGCUACCACAGCCUCGCCCCCAUGUACUACCGCGGGGCCGCCGCCGCCGUCGUCGUCUACGACAUCACUAGCACGGAUUCGUACAUCCGAGCGAAGAGGUGGGUCGACGAGCUUCAGAGACAAGGGAACCCUCAUUUGGUGAUGGCGUUAGUGGGCAACAAGGUCGAUCUGGAAAAAAGGAGGAAGGUUGGCACACAGGAGGCGCUGGAGUACGCGGAGCGGAACGGCCUCUUCUUCCUGGAGACGUCGGCCAAGACUGCGCAGAACGUCGGCGAGCUCUUCUACGAGCUAGCCGAGAGACUGGUGAAGGUGCGGCCGAACCAUCCAGCCGGGAUGGUCCUGCACAACGACGGCCAGCGCGGCGUCAGAGGGCGGUGGUUCUGCUGCUCCGGGUGAUCGACGAUGCCGAUGCGUGUCGCGCACCGGCGGCGGCAGGGGAAGGUGCUGUGUGGAUAGGAUUCUGCGUCGUGUACAUAUGCCGCUCUCUGUGUGUACGUUGCAAGGACUCAGACUACUUGUUGCGCAUGCGUUGUGAACUGGUGAUGGUAUGACAUUUGGUUUAUGGUGGUGCA